Messenger RNA from Geodia barretti, 930 nucleotides. The record is from the annotation of a GenBank genome assembly. NCBI's taxonomy places the organism in Eukaryota, Metazoa, Porifera, Demospongiae, Tetractinellida, Geodiidae.
AUGACUGACAGCGUUAUUCUCACGGAAGACCUUACCAAGUUCUACGGCAGGCAUCGCGGCUUGGUGGAACUCAACCUGGAGGUCCGGCCCGGUGAAGUGGUCGGCUACCUGGGGCCUAACGGGGCGGGGAAGUCCACAACCAUUCGUCUCCUCCUGGACUUUAUCCGUCCCACCAAGGGCCGUGCGGAGAUAUUCGGAAAGAACGCCAGGCUGGACAGCCUUGAGAUCCGCCGAAACGUGGGUUAUCUGCCGGGUGAACUGAGCGCCUACGAUGGCUUGACCGGCUGGGAGCUGCUGACCUACUUCGCAAACCUCCGCGGCGGCGUGGACUGGAGCUAUGCGGAGGGCCUGGCGGAGAGACUGGGGCUUGACCUGACGCGCAAGAUUCGCACUCUGUCCAAGGGCAACAAGCAAAAGGUGGGGCUGGUGCAGGCAUUUAUGGCUCAGCCCGAGCUCCUGAUACUGGACGAGCCGACCGGCGGGCUGGACCCCCUUGUGCAGCAGGAGUUCUAUCGGAUGGUCCGAGAGGCCGAGUCACAAGGGCAGACGGUCUUCCUGUCGUCCCACGUACUGGCGGAGGUGGAGCGCAUAGCGGACCGAGUUUGUAUCAUACGCGAAGGACUCCUCGUACUUGAUGAGGAGGUGGCGGCUCUCAAGGCCAAGGCUCUGCGCCAGCUGGAGAUACACUUCACGGAACCGGCGCCCAUUGAGGCCUUCCGGGACAUCCCUGGCGUCCGGGAGGUUACCGUGGAGGGCAACGACCUGAAAUGCUCCGUCGUGGGUUCCGUCGACGCCCUGAUCAAGGCGGCUUCCAGUUUGAGGUGCUCAACAUAUCAAGCCAUGAGCCUGACCUGGAGGACAUUUUCCUGGACUACUACAGAGAGAGCGAUGACGUUGCUUAACAGCGUUCUCCUCAAGACCCCUCCGUGA